AUGUACAGAGUUAAACCAACUCUAUCAUGUACAAUGAAUGAUAAUCUUAACAGUUCAAUAUAUUCAAGUUUCAAACAAUCAUCAACCUUAUUAACAAACACUAAUGAACAAUUAGAUAAAUUAUGGAAUUUAUUAGUAAAAUUUGAUAAAAUAUCAAUAUCAUCAAUUGAUAUUAAUAUUGAAGAAAAUGAUGAUACUACUAAUACUACUACUACUACUACUAGAGUUGAUCAAUUUAUUUCUAUUGAAAAAUUUUAUAAAUUAUUAAUUAAUUAUCAUAAAUUAAUUGAAUUAAUAACUAUCAAGAAUAAUGAAUUAACAAUAAUGAAAUUCCAAUGUUUUCAAAUCAUUCGUAAUGUUCAACAACAAGAACAAUUGAAUUCAAAGAAUAACAAUUUUGAUACUUUAUCAACAACAACAAGUACAAUUUCUUCUUCACUUAACGAAACAGGUAAGAAACUUCAAGAUAUAUUUAAUCCAAAAGAAGAAUUUGAUUCUACAUUAUAA
Molecule: messenger RNA, 507 nt
Organism: Candida dubliniensis CD36
Lineage: Eukaryota; Fungi; Ascomycota; Pichiomycetes; Serinales; Debaryomycetaceae
Exons: 1
Coding region: 1-507 (168 amino acids)
Source: RefSeq, a predicted model, not a curated record